Chelmon rostratus (copperband butterflyfish) is the source of this 3312-nucleotide messenger RNA. RefSeq names its product peroxisomal biogenesis factor 11 beta (gene pex11b). Bases 273 to 1061 code for a protein of 262 amino acids. Gene Ontology annotation, cellular component: peroxisomal membrane. The transcript has 4 exons. The record is from RefSeq and is a predicted model, not a curated record. Gene Ontology annotation, biological process: peroxisome fission; regulation of peroxisome size. NCBI's taxonomy places the organism in Eukaryota, Metazoa, Chordata, Actinopteri, Chaetodontiformes, Chaetodontidae.
AGAGGCGUCAGCAGCGGAAGACGGGACUCGGAAGCGACUUAUAUCUGUGUGCGAGGAACGCGAGAUUUAAAUAGAUGGUUUAGCUCUUCUGCGGUUAAAACUCCUAACCUGUCGGUUUAAAAGCACUAGACAUCGCGCUCAGCAUUGUCACAUCUAGCUUACCUGCCAACUAGCAUCUAAAGAGUUACUGACAUAAACAGGUAGCAGCUUGAAUUAGUUAGGUUAACUAACGUAACCACCAUUAAGUUACAGGCCAAGAAGAACAAGCUAGUAUGGAGUCCUGGGUUCGGUUUAACGCUCAAAGCCAAGCCAAGGAGAGAGUUAUUAGGGCUGCUCAGUAUGCCUGCACCCUGCUGGGUUACACUCUGCAGAAGGGUGGGGCAGCGGCUGAACUUAAGAAAACCGUCAGUCAACUGGAAGCACACAUGAGCCUGACAAGAAAGUUGCUGCGUCUGGGAAACUCUGUGGAGGCGCUGGAGGCUGCCAAGAGGGCCAUACACCUUUCUGACAGUGUGUUGAGGCUCUGCCUGACCAUCAGCCACCUCAACAGAGCCAUGUACUUUGCCUGUGACAACAUCCUGUGGGCUGGAAAAACAGGCCUCAUCUCCAAACUGGACCAGCACAAAUGGAGUCAGAGAUCGUUCAGGUACUACCUCUUCGCUCUGAUCCUUAACCUGACUCGAGACGUGUACGAGCUCCGCCUCCUCAUUGAGUGUGAGGAGCGUUACAGAGCCACCAAAUCUCCACCCUCACCCUACCCGAGCACCACCCUACCCGCUGACCACUUAUCCUCCCCCUCCUCAUCUGCCGCUCCGGCCACCAUCGCCAUGCCUGUCAUGUCGGCGUGGGUCCGCAGACAGCUCCACCUGCUGGUGACGGUGCUGUACAACAACCCGCCACUGCUGUUGGACCUGCUGAAGAACAGUUGUGAUAUCGUCAUUCCACUAGACCGGCUGGGGAUUUAUCCUACAGGGCCAGGCUUUGUUGGGGCCUGCGGCCUGGCCUCCUCCGUGCUCUCCAUCCUGACCAUGGUCCACCCUUGGCUCAAACUCAAGCCGUGAACCCAGAUACACGUUGGACGGUUCCAUCUGAGGAGCUACAAGGAGGGCUGAGAUCAGACUCUAACAGGAUUAAUACAAUGAUCAUUUUGUGAAGACAGCAGCUGCAGAUAUACUGUGAUCACAUUUUGAAAUCGUGGCAGGGCAUCCAAAUCCUUCAAAUACCGUCAAAAUAAGUGAUGGGUUGCAUCCAUGAGGACUCUUGAAACCCUGACCCGGGUCACAGUGCUGAAGUGUAGUGAUGCUGCACAGAGCCCACUGCUGUCCUCAUUUCCUUACACUCACAUAAAGCUAACCCUCUUCCAUCAUGAUCCCCUCAUUCUACACAUCCCAGUCCUGCAGCGAUAUCUCCCAAUACUCUGAAAUUUCAGUCACUUAGCAGCUCAUACAAUUCUUUCCAGGAAGAAUGCUGAAAGUAGAAACUCACCAGAUGCUAGUAAAUCUUCUUUAGUGGGUCAAAAAAAACAAAAGCAAACAAAAAAAAAGAUCUAGCCUGACACAGAAGGACCUUGUUCAGUAAAAUGAAUAUACUAAGUGUGCUGCUGCUACAAACAGUAGUAGCAGUAUGCAACUCACACGAGAUUGUAUUUGUACUUUCUAUCCUGUGGUGUCUGCCCUCACACUGGCUCAUAUGAGAUACCUGGGGUGUAUACUACGACACAGACAGGCUUUCUAAAAACAAUCCACAGUGGUCUAAGGUUGCUUCACCUUUCUUUUAUUGUAUGGAUGAUCUGCUGUGUAAACUUUAGUGUGGAUAUUACCUGAAGAUAAGACUUAAUUAAUCUCACAAUGGAGAAAUUUACUGUUACAGAAGGGGGGGGGUGCAAAUAAGAGCAAUUCAAAUGUGCAAAUAGGCAACCACAAAUAUAAAGAAAAAUGCCCAUUUAUUAUAGAAAAAAGAAAAAAUAGGUAAAGAGGGUUAAGUUCUACCGCAACCAGCUGCUGGUCACCCAGCACCAUCUUGGAGAAGCACACCUCUGCCUGGUUUUGUCUUCAUCCAACACAUUUGGAUUUUCAACAUUCUUCCCACAUUAGUUUUAGAGAUGCUGACUAUAAAUUGAAAAUGCUAAAGCAUGAAUGAGGGAUGUAUUUAUAAUAAGAGCAAAGGCAUGUUUUCUUACAUAGAAUCUGAUAUAUCAUCACUAUCACGGCCUGAAUUUUUGUUACCAUUCUGACUGGACAUUCCUGUCACCCAGAUCACCUUUUAUUAGUGCACACCUACACGAUGUUGGGACCUCAGUAUCUGUGAAAAUGUGCACCCAUCUACUCAUUUGUGUGCACAAAUCUAACCUAUAAAUAUCUCCCACAUUUGAUUUUGUUGAAGAGUUAUAUCGCUGCCUGUAAUAAAGAGCAUGUGUGUGGCUGGACUGCUACUUUUAGCUUGGACUCGUCAAUAUCUGCUUUGAUUUUGGCACAAAUAACAAGACUCAAGAUAAUUUACAAACAAAAAAAGUUUAAUUCAAGAUCGUUUACAGUUACAAAUAAGAAGUAAAAACCAAAGGGAAGUUAAAAACUGACAACAAAAUGAGGCCAGUCCUUUCUCUGUUGUUCCUGCUGCUGUUUCUGUCCACGCCAUGGCCCAGCCGAAAGGACGUCUUCAAUACACUGACCCACAGUCACUGCAGAAAGUGAGCAGAACAAGUGUGUUAGGGAUGACUAGAGAUGUGAAGUGAACAUAUGAACCUCUGGUGGUCAGUUUACACACAUCACUGUGGUGGUUGACCUCAAAAACCUCCAUCGCACAACAAAAAGCAGCAUAACUGCAUUAGGUGUACGCAGGUAAACGUGUUAUGAACUGACCUCAGGACGUGUUUCUUCAAUGGAAUUUGAUUGAUCGUUUGAGAGCAACAGAGUUGAUUGUAUUUAGCUGAUUAAGCCUCUCUAAAGUUGCUUGUCAAAGAAAUACUGAUAUUUAACGCUUGGCAGGAAACAGCGACACACAUGCAUCACUGGAAAAAGUUAAUGGAAUGAACUCCUGUACUGUCGGUGGUAAAAUGUGGAGACGCUCCAACCUGAACACUUCAUCACUCCUGGGUCUCCAUGCUCUCAUCCUCUCCAUCUCCUCCCUCCUCCAGAGCUUCAUCUUCCUCCUCCUUCCUCUCUGGGGGUUUCUCAUAGGCCUUCUCCGACGGCGUGACGAUCACACCGUCCCAGGUGGACAUCUCUGUCGCCAGGUCUGCAACAACAGUCUGAUUAGUUCUUGUUCAUUUUAUUUGUGGAGUCACGGGUCGAUACAUAAAUGAUGUCCCAUGUG